CGUCCACGAACUACAACUCCCAUGAUCCCCUCUGCUCUUCUAGAAUUUGGAAGAGUCUUCUUGCGCGACUCGUUCCCUCCCCAGAAUAGUUCGUUCAGACGCUCACAUCAUCUGAACCCGGCCCUCGAGCCUGUCUCGCCUGCAGCUGAGAGCUGUGAACCGGGCUUUCUGGCGGCCAUGUAUUCGUUUUCAGGCCCCACCAGCCUCCCUGAGUUUGACCUCGGACCCCCAAGCACGUCCGAUCACCUGCAGAGAGCAUCAGCCUCUAACAACAGCUGGGAGACGCGAUGCCUCAGGAAGCACAGGAGGAGAGUGGAUGAUGAGGGAUGCAGUGCCAAAAAGAGAAGGCUAAUGGCGGAGGCUGAAGUGGACAUUGUAGAGGAUUCAAACCGGAGCGCUCGCUGUGACUGGCCCACAGCAAACAGCUGCCCGCCCCUGUCUGAGGAGCGAGCACCUCCAGGGCCCUGCACGGAGCCUGAGCCGCGGACCCCGCCCUCACAUCCCUCCUCUGCCCUGUCCCGACCGGAGGCCGAGAGCUCCUGCAUGGAGGUAGAGGCCGCUCAGAGGAAGCUUCAAGAGAUCGAAGACAGAAUAACGCUGGAAGACGAUGACGAGGAUCUGGACGUAGAGCCUGCCCCAAGACGACCAGUGCUGGUGAUGUCAGACAGUUUAAAAAAGGACCUGCAGCGCGGCAUCAGCGACAUCCUCCCCCACCAAGUAGCCCAGUCUGUGAGCCAUUCCUGCAUGGAGCUGGUGCUGUGGCGUCCUCCGGACGACCCCUUUUGUCGGAGGCUAAAAGGCUCUUUACAAAAACAGCGUAAACAACAGACAGUAUCCAGGCAACCCACAACUCCGUCUCCUGUGCCUCACAGUCCUCUGAGCCCCCCCAGUGCCCCUGCAGACUCACACUCUCUUAUGUACAGCUUUCCUGUGACCCACAGCUCUGGAGAGGAGGACAUGGAAAUGUAAUUCUGUUUAAUGACUUUAAAAGCCACACCAAAGUAAAAGAGGGGACUUGUAGUAACACAAAAGACAUAAAGGACCCACAACCACUUUGAGUUGGUCACUUUGGCAAAGUAUGUUGGGCUUUACAUGAAUAUUGUGCUGUUUUGGACAGUUUGUGCAACACGUACAGUAUUGUCAUUUUCAGUAUCAUGACAUAUUUUCAGUUUUCUGAUUAGAAUCCCAGCCAAUCAUAUGUAACAUGUAAGAAUAGCACUUACCUAAUGUAUUGGUUAAUGUAUAUCUCUGAUGUAAUUUCGGUCAAGUCCCAAUGACAGCCUUACAUGAUCAGUUUCUUAUUACUGGGAGAAUUGCCUUUGCCCUUACAAAUGAGAUCAUUUGUAUAGGAGGUUGCCAAAGCUUGGCCAUUGUUCACUGGUGUAUUAUAAGUAUGAGUUUGUUCUGUGUGACACAUCUGUGUGCAGCACCUGAAUUUGUACAGUUUUUACAUUCAGCUCGUGGGCUUUAUUAACGGGACACUCAAAUGUUUUGUCGUGAGCUCGCUGCAUGGCUUGCACUUGUACUUGUGGUAGAAAGAUGAUCUUCCUACAGUGUUUAGCGAGUACGCUUUCUGUGAGCCUCCCGAGUUUUGUAAAGAAGUCGUGGAAAUGCACCUUUUUAUGAUUCUGUUGUAUUUUCCAAUAUGGGUUACAGGAAUUGCAGCUGGCCAUUAAGUAUUAUCACUUUAUAUUUGUUUAUAUUAAAUGAACUUGAAUUGUCA
Molecule: messenger RNA, 1723 nt
Organism: Platichthys flesus (European flounder)
Lineage: Eukaryota; Metazoa; Chordata; Actinopteri; Pleuronectiformes; Pleuronectidae
Gene: ccdc117
Product: coiled-coil domain containing 117
Exons: 6
Coding region: 22-969 (315 amino acids)
Source: RefSeq, a predicted model, not a curated record